AUGUAUUCAACUUUGACAAGGCCGCAACCUCCUGUUCCAUAUAAAACAAUGUAUACGCAAAUAUCUUCUAAUCCAGUAAUCUAUCCAGAUGAAAUAUACGAUACAUCAACAGACACAGGAAUAUCAUUAAAUCAACCUAUUGGAAAUAAUUAUUUAACAAAUAAUGGUACAAAUAAUUAUAAUUAUGGAACUUAUACUAGUCAAGUAGAUAAUAUUAAAAAUAAUGAUUUAAUUUUUAAUACAAUUCAUGGUAUUGAUAAUAAUAGUAAUAAUUAUGAUGGUGAACAAAUACCUCAAUACCAUGAUAAUGAUAAUUUUAAAGAAAUAUAUUUUUCAAAUAGAGAUAUAAAUAAUUUUAAUAAAAGUCAAUUAGUUACAGAAACUGAUAUGGAAUUAGGUACUGAACCAUAUCAAAUAAGAACAGUUUUAAGAAAUGCACCAAAUCAAAUAGAAACAAAUAAUCCAAGACAAUUGCUUAUUGAAACAACUUCUUUAGAAAAAAAAUAUAACUCUAAUUGCUCAGCAAUAAUCGACCGAAUAAUACGACCAAUGGUAUCUGAAUUUAUUGCCGUUACAUUUAUUACAUUCAUUUAUUAUCAUAUUAAUGAAGAACUUCAAGAUAGAUAUUUACAAAAUCUUCAAAAAAUUAUAUUAAUGUCAUUUCUGGAAGCAUUAAUAAUGACAUGUUUAUUGACAAUCUUUCAAACUGUUCAUAUGUCACCAAUGAUAUCAAUAGCACAUCUUUUUGCUUUGUCAACAUCAUGGUUUAUUUGUAUUAUUAUGAUAUUUACACAAUUUGCAGGAACAGUAGCAGGAAUUUUAUUAUAUAAUGUUACAUCAAAUAGUUUGGAUAUAAUACAACCAGCUUUAAUUGAUAAUUUAAAAGUAGAAUGGAAAAUAGUAAUGAUAAAGUUAGUUGUUUGUCAAUUUGUUGGAACGAUGCUUAUAGUUAUGUGUAAUUUAAUUAUUACAUACCGUUAUGGAAGAGGGGCUAUAUUUAUAGGAAAAAUAAUAAGAGGUCCUUUAUGUUAUUUUACAAGUAUAUUUUUAGCCUCCUUUUUAUCACUUCUUCAUUCAACUGUUUCAUGGAAUCCAUUACAAGCAUUUUCACUAUCAUUUUUAGAAUCUAUACGCUAUAAUAAUAUUCAAGUUUGGGAAAAUCAUUAUAUUUUUUGGUCUGGACCACUUUUAGGUACACUUGUAGCAGUUGUUUUAUAUAGAGUAAUAUUUGCGCAAGAUGGAAAGCGUUUAAAUAUUUUCUAUUGGUGUGGUCCAUCAAAUAAAAAAUCUAACUCACAGACAUUAGUUAGUGUGCCAAAUAAUUUAGAAAAUGGUAAUUGCUGUCGAUACAUGUCUCAGCAUGUAUAA
This is a messenger RNA of Strongyloides ratti, 1368 nucleotides long. Its product is annotated as Major intrinsic protein family and Aquaporin-like domain-containing protein. The transcript has 4 exons. Gene Ontology annotation, cellular component: plasma membrane. NCBI's taxonomy places the organism in Eukaryota, Metazoa, Nematoda, Chromadorea, Rhabditida, Strongyloididae. Gene Ontology annotation, molecular function: water channel activity. The record is from RefSeq and is a predicted model, not a curated record. Bases 1 to 1368 code for a protein of 455 amino acids. Gene Ontology annotation, biological process: transmembrane transport.